[Candida] anglica is the source of this 2143-nucleotide messenger RNA. NCBI's taxonomy places the organism in Eukaryota, Fungi, Ascomycota, Pichiomycetes, Serinales, Debaryomycetaceae. The record is from the annotation of a GenBank genome assembly.
CCGGGAUCCCGUUAUCAAAGGAGAUUUACUCCCCCCUUAAUUCACUUCUCACAUAUACAUUGCAUAAAUGAGACUACUAGGGCAGUGCUGGUCAUUAUUUCUAGAGGUUCUUAUUGUUCUUCAACAAGUUGAAGCAAUAAAUACCAAUGAUACUAAUCAAGCGGAUUAUGAUUCUAUAUCAAUGAUGAUUUCAAAUUCCAUCGAGAAUACCAUAACGCAACCCAACAUCGGAGGCUUAACAGCUUCUACCUUAACACAAGUUCAAACUUGUAGUACUUGUUCUACAAAGCAUGGGAAUAUUUUUCAUGCAAUGACUACUUAUCAUAAUGAUUCAGUUUCAACAAAUACCCACAAAAGCACAAUUGAUAAGAUUAUUACCAAUGUCACUGAAAUAGUGAGUCAAGUUAACGAGAAGGAUCAAAUUAACCAGAAUCCUUCCAUCAAGUUUGAUUCAAUAGAAUAUAAUUCAACUGAUUUGAAUUCUUUAAUGGUUGAAAAUAAUUCCAAUUCUUCAACAGAAUCUUUAUUUUUAUCAUUUGAUGAGUGGAAGAAAUUGAAGGAAGAUGAUGCAGCACAACUCAAUCAGAAAGGUCAAAAGAAUACCCUGAUCGAAGAUAAUAAUAUUAAUAAUGUUAAUAAGAAUCAAAAUAAUGACAAAAAUACUAAUAAUAUUAAUUCAAAUAGGGUUGAUAAUAAUUCUAAAAAUACCAAUACUAAUGAAACAAAUAAUAAUGCUCAAGAAGAAGAUGCUCCUUCACAAACCAAAUUAAAUGAUGAAUCCAUAAAAGAGGAUCAAUUAGAUGAAGAUCAGGGGAAAGUCUAUAAAGAUAAAUUUAAUUAUGCAUCCAUUGAUUGUGCAGCUACUAUUAUCAAGACAAAUUCUCAAGCGAAGGGAGCAUCGGCCAUUUUGGUUGAAAAUAAGGAUUCAUACUUGCUUAAUCAGUGUUCCGUGCCCAACAAAUUUGUAAUAAUUGAAUUAUGUCAAGAUAUAUUGAUCGACUCAGUGGUUGCAGGAAAUUUUGAAUUUUUUUCAUCUAUGUUUCAUAAUAUUAGGAUUUCCGUUUCUGAUAGAUUCCCAACUACUCAAUGGACUGUAUUGGGAGAAUUUGAAGCUGAAAAUAUAAGAGAUUUACAAUCUUUUAAAAUUGAAAAUCCUUUGAUUUGGGCAAGAUAUUUGAAAUUAGAAAUACUUUCUCAUUAUGGUGAUGAAUUUUAUUGCCCACUUUCUGUAGUACGAGUGCAUGGGAAGACUAUGAUGGAGGAAUUCAAGAUGACAGAAGAAAAGGAAGCCACUGAAAUAGAACAGGAAAAAAAUAAUGUAAUGGAUUCAACCUUGGAGAAUAUUUCCACAAUAAACCCGCCCAAUACCAGUGAAGAAUGUGCAGUUGUAUUGCCACAUUUGGCACUUCUUGAAUUUUUAAAAGAUGUGAAUUCAACCACCUAUGAUUAUUGUGAAGCAGUAAAUAUCCCAGAACCUGAAAGUUCACAUACAAUGGAAGCUAAAACCACGCAAGAAUCCAUUUAUAAAAAUAUUAUGAAAAGAUUAUCACUUUUGGAAUCAAAUGCAAGUUUAUCCUUACUCUAUAUUGAAGAGCAAAGCAAAUUACUCUCUACAGCAUUUACGAAAUUAGAGAGAAGACAAUCUCAAUAUUUUGAAUCAUUGGUUGAUUCCUUCAAUAAGACUAUGCUUAAUCAAUUAGCGUAUUUUAAAGAUGCAUAUACAAAUAUCCAAGUAGAGACAACCAGUCUAUUGGAAACACAAGAAAGUAACCACAAACAACUUCUUGAAGAAUCUUCUAAUCAAAUCAUUGUAAUUGGGAAUGAACUUCGAUUUCAAAAAAGACUCGCUCUCUUCAAUUCUGUCAUAAUUUUAAUUCUAUUAGUAUAUGUGAUAUUAACAAGAGAUGUUUAUGUCGGGAGCGUUGAACCAAAUGAUAAUCGCAACCUUGGGAAACUUGCUAAAUAUAAUGCCGAAAUUGCAAAGAGAAUGAAAAAGGCUACAAAUAAGAAACAACAUUGAUACAAUACUUAAUUACAAAGUGAAAGAAACCUAUUAAUUUAUACAAAUUCCAUUUGUUCAAAAAAAAUCAAUAUUAUUUACAAAUUAUGUUCGAAUUAUAUACAAAAUAUAGUACCUGCCAAU